Messenger RNA from Salvelinus namaycush (lake trout), 546 nucleotides. RefSeq names its product mitochondrial glutamate carrier 1-like. Gene Ontology annotation, molecular function: L-glutamate transmembrane transporter activity; L-aspartate transmembrane transporter activity. Bases 1 to 546 code for a protein of 181 amino acids. The transcript has 4 exons. Gene Ontology annotation, biological process: aspartate transmembrane transport; L-glutamate transmembrane transport; malate-aspartate shuttle. Lineage: Eukaryota; Metazoa; Chordata; Actinopteri; Salmoniformes; Salmonidae. The record is from RefSeq and is a predicted model, not a curated record.
AUGCUCACCCCCCCACCCUCAGAGGCCCAGAGGAAGCUGAUGCCAGAGACAGUAGUACCAGGGACCGUGCCGACAAAGUCCCCCACCGCCAUGCAGCUGACCAGGGAACUACUGAAAGAGAAGGGCAUCGCUGGGCUGUACAAGGGCCUAGGGGCCACACUGCUCAGGGAUGUUCCAUUCUCCAUCAUCUAUUUCCCUCUGUUUGCCAACCUGAACACCCUGGGGAAGAGAGGAGCAGAGGGCCCCGCCCCGUUCUAUGUGUCAUUCCUGGCAGGCUGUCUGGCUGGCAGCACGGCCGCUGUGGCUGUCAACCCUGUAGAUGUGAUUAAGACCAGAAUCCAGUCUAUGAACAGGGGGAGUACAGAGGAAACGUACAGUGGGGUGACUGAUUGUAUCAGUAAAAUCAUGAAGAACGAGGGUCCCUCAGCGUUCCUGAAGGGGGCGUACUGCCGUGCCCUGGUCAUCGCGCCCUUAUUUGGUAUCGCCCAGGUGGUCUACUUCUUCGGCGCGGGAGAAUACAUCCUCAGCUUCCUGCCUGGCAACUAA